GUCAGGAAAAGCUCCUCCAGCAACAGGAGCGGAGUCAACGGGCGGACCAGAAGCCAUCCGAGGUCAAACCACAUCCCAGCGGACAUGGCCCAGGCGAACAUCUCGGUGACGGAGAGCCAGUUCAGGUGUCCAGUCUGCCUGGACAUCCUGAAGGACCCGGUGUCCACCCCCUGCGGACACACCUACUGCAUGUCGUGCAUCAACAACUACUGGGACCAGGCGGACUCGGGCCAGUUCAGCUGCCCGCAGUGCCGGGAGACCUUCAGCCCGCGGCCGGUGCUGCGGAGGAACACGGUGCUCGCGGAGGUCGUUGACAAACUCAAGCUGAGCGAAAUGGUCGCGACUCCUCCGGAGCUCUACCUCGGGGGAGUCGGGGAGGUGCCGUGCGACUUCUGCCCGGUGGAGAGCAAGCUGAGGGCGGUCAAGUCGUGCCUGGUUUGUCUGGCGUCCUUCUGCGAGCUCCACGUCCUGCCGCACCGGGACGUCGGCACGCUGCGGCGGCACAAGCUGGUGGCCGCGGUGGAGUGUCUGGCGGAGCGGCUGUGCGCUCAGCACCGCCUGGGGCUGGAACCCGCGGGGAGCGGCUCCGAGGCGGAGGCCGCGGUGGAGUGGAGCGGGGACUGCCUGCUGUGCGAGGCGGACCAGGAGGAGGUGCACAGUGUGGACGCCCAAAGAGCCAGGAGACAG
Plectropomus leopardus (leopard coralgrouper) is the source of this 687-nucleotide messenger RNA. The record is from RefSeq and is a predicted model, not a curated record. Lineage: Eukaryota; Metazoa; Chordata; Actinopteri; Perciformes; Serranidae.